Messenger RNA from Alligator mississippiensis (American alligator), 712 nucleotides. Its product is annotated as hemoglobin subunit beta-like. Gene Ontology annotation, cellular component: hemoglobin complex; haptoglobin-hemoglobin complex; blood microparticle. Gene Ontology annotation, molecular function: heme binding; oxygen carrier activity; organic acid binding. The record is from RefSeq and is a predicted model, not a curated record. NCBI's taxonomy places the organism in Eukaryota, Metazoa, Chordata, Crocodylia, Alligatoridae. The transcript has 3 exons. Bases 1 to 600 code for a protein of 199 amino acids. Gene Ontology annotation, biological process: hydrogen peroxide catabolic process; oxygen transport.
AUGAGGGUCCUGGGCAGCCUGAAUGUUGCACUUAUUCCCCAGGACAGCGGGAGGGAAGAUUCAGACCCGUCACUGCUGAAAGCACAUGGGAACACGGGCUCCUUACCCCUGGACUGCAUCCAAGUAUGCUAUCUCCUCCCAUGCAGCCGGGGUCCCUUCCUAGAAAAGACUCAAAACCUGUUACCAAAGAUUAGGAGGAGCUGGGGAGCUCGAGGGUGGGGGCUCUACUUGUGUCUCCCUAUUUCUAGGCUGCUGUUCAUCUACCCCUGGACCAAGAAGUUUUUUCUUCACUUCGGGAACCUCUCCAGCCCUACCGCCAUCAUAAACAACCCCAAAGUGCGUGCUCAUGGCAAGAAGGUGCUCACCUCCUUCGGGGAAGUUGUGAAGAACCUGGACAACGUCCAUGCCCAGUUCUCCAAACUGAGAAAGCUGCACUGUGACAAGCUGCACGUGGACCCCGAAAGCUUCCGGCUCCUGGGAGACAACAUCAUCAAUGUCCUGGCCUCUCACCAGCCCUGGCAAUUUUCCCCUUCCUGCCACACUGCUUUCCGGAAGCUGGUCCAAGAGGUGACCCAUGCGCUGGCCUCCGAGUACCACUAAUCCAACCGGAGGCAUCCGACCUCCUCUCAGGCACAGCUCCUUUCUCAAAAGGGCCCCUUGCAUUUUGAUGGGCUGUACCCAUCAAAUAAAUAUUAUCCAUUGCAAUUAGAAA